AUGGCCACCAAAGUCCGAGCACAUGAGUUGGUCACCAAGUCAAAGGCCGACCUCACCAAACAGCUUGAGGAGUUGAAGACCGAAUUGGUGGCUCUCCGUGUUCAAAAAGUUGUUGGGGGUUCAUCUUCCAAGCUUACCCGCAUUAAUGCUGUCCGCAAAGCCAUCGCCCGUGUCUUGACAGUAAUCCAGGCCAAGACCCGUGAAAACCUUCGAGAGUUUUACAAGGGAAAGAAAUACCAACCUCUUGACCUCCGACCAAAGAAGACCCGUGCUAUCCGACGAAGGCUCACCAAGCACGAGAAACACUUGAGGACGGAAAAGCAGAAGAAGAAAGACAUCCAUUUCCCCAAACGAAAAUACGCCCUCAAGGCAUGA
Melampsora larici-populina 98AG31 is the source of this 375-nucleotide messenger RNA. RefSeq lists its product as uncharacterized. Gene Ontology annotation, cellular component: cytosolic large ribosomal subunit; ribosome. The record is from RefSeq and is a predicted model, not a curated record. NCBI's taxonomy places the organism in Eukaryota, Fungi, Basidiomycota, Pucciniomycetes, Pucciniales, Melampsoraceae. The transcript is spliced from 4 exons. The coding region runs from base 1 to 375 and encodes 124 amino acids. Gene Ontology annotation, molecular function: mRNA binding; structural constituent of ribosome. Gene Ontology annotation, biological process: translation; maturation of LSU-rRNA from tricistronic rRNA transcript (SSU-rRNA, 5.8S rRNA, LSU-rRNA).